CGCACAAGCAAAACACACACUCGACAUCAGCAGACCAAUGAAUGGCACUGAUGAUAAUGGCCCGCAUGCAGCAUUACCAUCGUCCUUCGUGUCGCUAAGGUCCGUUGGUACCACGACGUUCGAGGCCAAGACGGUGUCAGCUUCUGAGGACGAUCAGUUCUACGGCUGGCAGCUCCUUUUCUACUCGAUCCGGCGAAGCAUACGCAAGAAGGCAGACCUGCUGCUGGCACUGGCCCAUUUCCUCGUCACCAAGCAGUAUCAUCUCCGGAGCGUGGACCCGGAGCACGGGCAGGGCAUCAGGAUGAGCGCCGGGAGUAGACUAAUUCCGGUGGAUCCCGGCAGAGGUGGCAGCGAGUUGCUGCCAAUGCACUGGAACCGGGAGUCCUCUAAGUAUCGGCUGCACUAUGUGGACGAGUUGGACCACCAGUACGUCUUGCUGGCUAGGCUUACGCAUCAGGAUCUGGUGAUCAAUCUGCAGAACUGGACAAGCAAGCGAAUGUCCAUCACCUGCCUGCAGCCGGAGGACCUGGUCCAGACCCUCCACAAUUCAGAUUUGGGCCAGUGCAUUCCCACCGCCCAUCAGGUUAUGCAUCAUUUGCGCGUUUAUCUGGUGAAUCCGGUGGUACGGGGCCGCAGAAAGGGCUUACCUGAGUCCAGACCCGAUUCCUUGAAGGGUAAUUAUAAUCUCUGUCAUAGUGUCACUGCCUUGGGGAGUGAGAAAUCAGAAUAAAGCCACACGAUGCUUGGGGGUGAAAUAUA
Molecule: messenger RNA, 759 nt
Organism: Drosophila persimilis
Lineage: Eukaryota; Metazoa; Arthropoda; Insecta; Diptera; Drosophilidae
Product: proteasome inhibitor PI31 subunit
Exons: 1
Coding region: 38-730 (230 amino acids)
Source: RefSeq, a predicted model, not a curated record